AUGGAAUACACCUACGGUCUCAUGGCCUUUCGAGCCCGCAACGUCCAUACUUUCGAGCGCAGUACGAGUCCGAGCAAACGAGUUAUUAUUGCCCUUGCCGGUCCACCUGGCAGCGGCAAAUCUACUGCAGCACAGAACAUCGUGGACUUGCUCAAUCAAGACCACGAUGAACCCUGGGCUCAGGUGCUUCCGAUGGAUGGCUUCCAUUACCCGCAGAGCACUCUGGAUAAAAUGCCCAACAAGGCCGAAGCAUACGCCCGAAGAGGCGCGGAUUGGACUUUCGAUGCAACACAACUCUUAAAAUUUGUCAAAGACUUGCGACAGUCGAGUACACACUCCUCAGAAGUCAUGCAUGCCCCUGGGUUCGAUCAUGCGAUCAAAGAUCCCACACCGAAUGCAAUCGAGAUUGGUUCUACGAUUUCUCUUAUAAUUUUGGAAGGAAGUUGGCUACUGCUUGACGCACAGCCUUGGAAAGAUAUUCCUCUGCUUGUAGAUGACACCUGGUUCAUUGACGUUGAUCCUAAGUUGGCUAGAACGAGGAUAGCAGAGAGACAUGUGUGCGCUGGUAUCGAAACGGACAUGUUGCAUGCUUUGGCCCGCGUCGAUUCAAAUGACAUGUUGAACGGGGAAAAAAUACGAUCGCAUCUGGUGCCGCCGAAGUUCAGAAUACAGAGCAUCGAGAGCCAGCAGUCGUUGUCUUCAGCAAAGAAGAUAACGUCACCAAAAUCAGUACAGUACGAUCAGGAGCUGGAGGGAUCUAUCGUGGAUCACCUCCCAGGAUUAGUGGCAGGAUAUCCGGUGCCGAGAGUACUAGCCUGA
Molecule: messenger RNA, 819 nt
Organism: Aureobasidium vineae
Lineage: Eukaryota; Fungi; Ascomycota; Dothideomycetes; Dothideales; Saccotheciaceae
Source: the annotation of a GenBank genome assembly